GCCGGGAUGCAGAGCAUCAAGUGCGUGGUGGUGGGUGACGGGGCGGUGGGCAAGACCUGCCUGCUGAUCUGCUACACCACCAACGCCUUCCCCAGCGAGUACAUCCCCACGGUCUUCGACAACUACAGCGCCCAGAACACGGUGGACGGCCGGACGGUCAGCCUGAACCUGUGGGACACGGCCGGGCAGGAGGAGUACGACCGGCUGCGGACCCUCUCCUACCCGCAGACCAACGUCUUCGUGGUCUGCUUCUCCAUCGCCAGCCCCUCCUCCUACGAGAACGUCAAGCACAAGUGGUACCCGGAGGUCUGCCACCACUGCCCCGACGUGCCCAUCCUGCUGGUGGGCACCAAGAAGGACCUGCGCGGCGACGCCGAGGCCGUGCGCAGGCUCAAGGAGCAGAGCCAGGCCCCCCUCACCCCCCAGCAGGGACACGCCCUGGCCAAGCAGAUCCGCGCCGUCAAGUACGUGGAGUGCUCCGCCCUCAACCAGGAGGGCAUCAAGGACGUCUUCGCAGAGGCCGUCCGCGCCGUACUCAACCCGGCCCCCGCCAAGCCCAAGAAGCCCUGCCGACUCUUGUGAGGAGCGGGCCGGAAGGGGCACCCAGGGGUCACCUGGACCACCCUUUCUGCCAGGUGGAAAGACACAAUCCAAGCCCUCCCAGGCGAUGGACAUCCCAGGUGGACCGUAUUCCAGUAGGGUUGAAGGGACCACCAAAGGCCACCCAGUAUCUCCAGCCAGGAAGGAGGACACAAUCCAAGCUCUCCCAGUAGAUGGACAUCCCAGGUGGACCGUAUUCCAGUAGAGUUGAAGGGACCUCCAAAGGCCACCCAGUAUCUCCAGCCAGGAAGGAGGACACAAUCCAAGCUCUCCCAGUAGAUGGACAUCCCAGGUGGACCGUAUUCCAGUAGGGUUGAAGGGACCUCCAAAGGCCACCCAGMAUCUCCAGCCAGGAAGGAGGACACAAUCCAAGCUCUCCCAGUAGAUGGACAUCCCAGGUGGACCUUAUUCCAGUAGGGUUGAAGGGACCUCCAAAGGCCACCCAGUAUCUCCAGCCAGGAAGGAGGACCCAAUCCAAGUCCCCCAGUAGAUGGACAUCCCAGGUGGACUGUAUUCCAGUAGGGUUGAAGGGAUUCAGGCAGGAAGGACACAAUCCAAGCCCUCCCAGUAGAUGGACA
Messenger RNA from Anolis sagrei ordinatus, 1178 nucleotides. RefSeq names its product ras homolog family member G (gene RHOG). Gene Ontology annotation, cellular component: cytoskeleton; cytoplasmic vesicle; cell projection. Gene Ontology annotation, molecular function: GTPase activity; GTP binding; protein kinase binding. Gene Ontology annotation, biological process: regulation of actin cytoskeleton organization; cortical cytoskeleton organization; regulation of cell shape. NCBI's taxonomy places the organism in Eukaryota, Metazoa, Chordata, Lepidosauria, Squamata, Anolidae. The record is from RefSeq and is a predicted model, not a curated record.